Lagopus muta (rock ptarmigan) is the source of this 6317-nucleotide messenger RNA. RefSeq names its product lutropin-choriogonadotropic hormone receptor. Gene Ontology annotation, cellular component: membrane. NCBI's taxonomy places the organism in Eukaryota, Metazoa, Chordata, Aves, Galliformes, Phasianidae. The transcript has 11 exons. The record is from RefSeq and is a predicted model, not a curated record. Gene Ontology annotation, molecular function: luteinizing hormone receptor activity. Gene Ontology annotation, biological process: luteinizing hormone signaling pathway; ovarian follicle development; phospholipase C-activating G protein-coupled receptor signaling pathway. The coding region runs from base 50 to 2236 and encodes 728 amino acids.
GGCGCGUGCCGCGGGCGAGAGCAGCAGAGCGAGGCGCGGUGCUGCCGGCAUGCUGCCCGCGCUGCUGCCGCUGCUGCUGCCCGCUCUGCUGCCCGGCGCGGGGGGCGGCCGCUGCCCGCAGCGCUGUGCUUGCACCCAGUCCGCCCUGCGCUGCCCGACGCCGCCGCCGGGGGCGCGCCCCGCGCCCGCCCGUGCGUCGUUCACUCACCUUCCUGUGAAAGUGAUCCCAUCACACGCAUUCGAAGGACUUCGAGAUGCCUUCAUCAUUGAAAUCUCUCAGAGUGACUCCCUAGAGAGAAUAGAAGCAAGUGCAUUCGACAGCCUUCCUGCUUUGUCUGAAAUAUUAAUCCUGAACACAAAAAAUCUUUUGCACAUUGAGGACGGAGCAUUCAGAAACCUUCCAAGGCUAAGAUAUCUGAGCAUCUGUAACACCGGAAUAAUAGAAUUCCCAGACUUGACUCAGAUCUUCUCCUCAGAAGCUCAUUUUAUUUUGGAGCUGUGUGACAACCUGCGUAUGACAACCAUACCACAAAAUGCCUUCCAGGGGAUGAGCAACGAAUCGCUGACGCUCAAACUCUAUAAAAAUGGAUUUGAAGAUAUCCACAGCCAUGCCUUCAAUGGGACCAAGCUAAAUCAAUUGAUUCUGAAGGACAACAAAAACCUGAGACGGAUACACAAUGAUGCCCUGAGAGGGGCCAUCGGGCCAGAUGUCCUGGACAUUUCUUCGACGGCACUGGAGUCCCUGCCUAGCUAUGGGCUGGAGGCCAUCCAGGUCCUCAACGCAGUGUCAUCGUACUCCUUGAAGAGACUGCCACCUCUGGAUAAAUUCAGCAGUCUGCUGGAAGCCGUUCUGACCUACCCCAGCCACUGCUGUGCUUUUCAAAACCUGAGGACAGAAAAGCAAAAUUCCUUGCUUUCCAUUUUUGACAACUUCUCCAAACAGUGUGAAAGCACAGUGAGGAAAACAACUAGUGAAAUAUAUUACAGAGAUGCUUCUUUCAACACAUCGCUGUGGCCAGCAGAAAAGCACAUGUACCCACUUGAAACAGGUGAAGAAGCCUUUCCUUACAGCUACUCAACUGUUUUUUAUGAGGAUGAAAUGACUGGCUUCGACUUUGAGUAUGACUUCUGUCAGCCCAAGAUACUGACGUGUACUCCAGAACCAGAUGCUUUUAACCCCUGUGAAGACAUCCUAGGAUACAGCUUUCUCAGGGUCCUGAUCUGGUUCAUAAACAUCCUCGCCAUCGCUGGCAACUUCACUGUGCUCCUCGUCCUCAUAACCAGCCACUACAAGCUCACGGUUCCUCGCUUCCUCAUGUGCAACCUCUCCUUUGCUGAUUUUUGCAUGGGGCUUUACUUGCUGCUCAUUGCUUCGGUGGACGCUCAGACAAGCGGGCAGUACUACAACCACGCCAUAGACUGGCAAACAGGCAGCGGCUGCAGCACUGCUGGCUUUUUCACUGUGUUUGCAAGUGAGCUCUCUGUGUACACGCUAACAGUGAUCACCAUAGAAAGGUGGCAUACCAUCACCUACGCCAUGCAGCUGGACCGAAAGCUACGGCUGCGGCAUGCCGUGCCCAUCAUGCUUGGUGGCUGGGUGUUCUCCAUCCUGAUAGCGGUGCUGCCGCUGCUGGGGGUCAGCAGCUACAUGAAGGUCAGCAUCUGUUUGCCCAUGGAUAUUGAAACAGGGCUUUCCCAAGCCUACAUAUUGCUGAUCUUAGUGCUCAACGUUGUAGCCUUCGUUGUCAUUUGUGCUUGUUACAUCAAGAUAUACAUCGCUGUGCAGAACCCUGAGCUGAUAGCUGCCAAUAAGGAUACCAAGAUUGCCAAGAGAAUGGCCGUACUGAUCUUCACGGAUUUUACCUGCAUGGCCCCCAUCUCCUUCUUCGCCAUAUCUGCUGCCUUUAAGGUGCCUCUCAUCACAGUGACAAACUCCAAGAUUCUGCUGGUUUUAUUUUACCCAGUCAAUUCCUGCGCAAACCCAUUUCUGUAUGCAAUUUUCACUAAAGCAUUCCAAAGAGAUUUCUUCCUGCUGAUGAGCAAGCUAGGUUGCUGUAAGAGCCGAGCAGAGCUCUGUCGAAUGAACUACUUCUCCGCUUACACCUCCAACUGCAAAAAUGGCAGCUCAGCCCCAGGCCCCAGUAAAGCCUCACAGGCAUUGCUGCUUUUGUCAGCAUCAGAGAAGCUGUGCAAAACAAGAUGCUCUACAAAGAAAAGCCAGCCAGAGUGCCAGUAGGUGCUGUGUUCUAUGGUGCCAGCUGCACCAAACAGGGAUUGUUUCAUAUCUUGAACACAUCAUAGUAAAUAAAGUUAUGAGUCAAUACUUCUCACGCAGCAUUACUGAAGUUCAAAGUGAUGUUUUCCCUUUUCUUCUCUAGCAACAAUAGGCACAGAAUGAGAUUAGUACGUGAAUUAGGUGAAAUACUUUUUCAGGGAGAAUCAAGGGAGUCGAGGAGUAGUCAAGGUGCUCUUCAGGUUAAUGGGUACUGUAGUGACUGCAGAUCUGCUUCCCUGAAGCAGUGCCUGUCUGCCACCCACUUUCUUCUCCACUCCCGCCAGCUUUGCUGUCAUGUUGGGGGGGGGAAGAGGGAGGGAGGUUAAAGAAGGAAGCACUAAAGUAGAUGCCUCCUGUAUUUCAUCAACAGAAGCAUCCAAUUACACAGCCACCUGGUUAAGAAUAGUGUUCACCAAGACAACUGGGCCUGCUGAAUCUUUGUUGCUAGCAAAGUCACAGUUUACAUUAGAGCUCACUUGGAGCCUAAAAAGUUCACCCACAUGCAGCCACAUAUGAUCCAGAAACGGAAAGAAAUGCAAUAGCAGCAGAAUACCAACUGCUCUACACAGGAGUGUAUUUUAUGUAUCAAACACACCCGCUGUUAAGGGCCCCUAUAAGCUCAGCAGCAGGACAGGUACUGCCUUAUUUCCUCACCAAGGACAAUAUAGUGCCCUAUUCACAUCUGCCCUAUCUCCAGCGUCACUGAUACCAAUGGCACUAAGGAUGCCCUGGUGACUCCUCAGCCCUCACAUUCCAACCUCACUCCCAGCAGACAGAGCAGAGUAGUUACUUUGCAGAUGUGCUGAAAAUUAUCAUUUUUUUCACCACACGUUUUCUGAGGCUAAUGAGAUCCAGAUUUGUGGCUGCAUUCCCAAUUUAAGUAACAAUUGAGCGUUCCUUUGUUACUGCAGCAUAACAAAGGGACUUAGUUAUUGGCCUCUAGAAAAGCUCAUAGUCUUGUGGACAGAAAGGUAUACAAUAGCCAGGGCCUGCAGAUCAAGCCUUUUCACCAGUUACUUUUGACAGGUUGGUUGGAUUCACCAUCUCUCACGUGAAGAGCAGAGUGUUCAGUCACCAAACCAACGUUGUAGCUUAAGACUCCUACAUGGUGGCAGUUUGUUUCACAGAAUGAAAAGCAAACAUUUUAUCCAGGCUCAUAAUUGAAGUUCUAGAGUAUUAGAUAACAUUCUGUAGAUAAAACUUAAAAUACCUAAGGACAGAUCCUCAGUGGAGCAGUACUUCCUCCUGAACAAAUGUAGCCUAACAGGUCCUUGAAAGGGCAGACUGUAGUUGCCAAAACCCAGCACUGCAAAUUAGAUUUGCUUCACACUAAUGACAGUGAUUCUUUGUGCUACUGACUGGUUUAGCAUUAACUUAUAAUUGUGUUAGUUAGAAAUAACAUCUCCAACCCUCCCUAACCUUCAGCUUAAUGUCGUGCUUUCAAUCAGUACAGCAGCUCAGGAACAGGUGACACACACAUGGGGAACAAAGCAGGACUGAGAAGUAGAGGAGACUAUUAGAUCUGUGGUUUAGCAAGCAGUAAGAAUUCCAAAUGAGACACCUCUUUAUAGGUAUCAGAUCCUGAGCUGAGCAGACAAGGAAACAGGACUGCCGGUAAAAGGAACUGGGGAAAAACACAAGGCAUAACAAAGCUGUGUGUCCAGUAGACACCAAAUGAUUUACUUACAUUGCCGUUCAUAAGGGUGAAAAGCUCACUCAACUCAAAUGUUCUGCUAUACAAAAAUGAACAAGUAAAUUAUUGGUUUAGUGAUUUAGAUUCACACUAAGCUUCUCAUAAAAGUUACACGUUAAUCUAUGUCUUUAUUCCUGGUAAGCUUUCUUUUGUAAUGUAAGGUUUUAGACAGCUGUUAAUUGAAGUAUCUUCAGUGGUCACAACUGAUAUUGUAGACACACCUUGUCGUAUCUGCAGUGACACAUUUGCUCGACUGCAAACAGUGACAAUCAAAAGCAUUAGAGCAAAAUUUGAACAUCAAAAACACUCUGAUCUGAUCGCUGCUUAAGGCAUAGAUUAAAGUAAUCAGCAAACUGAGCUUACAUUUUAAUAAGGAACAUUUUUUUUCCAGUCUAAAAAAAUCCCUAACUUUUGAUAUUUUGAGUUAGCUUUAAGUGUUCGCAUUCAAAGUUGUCUUUGAAUUCAUUCAAGAACACUUUAAACAAAACAUAAAGGCAAUUCUUGUGUGCUUCAAUGAAAGAAAAUGGAAGUCAUCCCUAGUGUAGGAGUACAAGACACCCACAUACACAGUCCACAGCUCUGGACUGGGAAAAUCAUCACAGGCACCCCCAAGGAACAUCUCAGCAGUUUUGUAGGAGGCAAAAGAUCUGCUGCUAAAAUAUGCAUUUAGCAGCCAUUUUCUCAAAUGUGUCGAAGGGUCAAAAAACAGAAUGAAAAAUAUCAACAACCCAUAAGUCUUACAAGCAGUUUGGAGAGACAGCAGUAUUAAAAAUAUACCUUGUAUUCCAGAUGAAAAGUUUCUAUAAUGAACACACAUGGACUACAUAGAGUUUGCAGCAAGCUGUGGAAAAAAAAACACAUCUCACAGAACAUUAAAGCAUGAGAAAUGUUUCAAGAACAAAAUACAAAGGCAGAUCAGACUGGUAGUUAGAAGGCAUACAAUAAUUAUGAAUUAGGACAGCUUACAAGAGAAAAAAAAAAUUCAUUUCCUACUCCAGUACUUUUAUAUCAUAACUCAGCACCCAAGCACAGAUGAACAAACUCUGAAAAGAAACAAGGAGAGGUGAGAUGAGGUAUCACAAAGGUGCUCAUAGCACUGACUCCUCACCUUCAUUUAGAAGUAGCCUUUGACACUGUAACCAGAAAGAUGCAGCAGUUCAUCUUUAAAACCACCUGCUAAUCAGGUGCUCUUUAGCCACUUAAUUUUACAGUGACUAGCAAAAAGAGGCUCUGUUCUCAGUAGAAUCACUCAGAGAGUGAAUGGUACAUCCAGUCAUGCCCUGUAAAUUCAUCUUUUCUGUGUUGCACUCUUCCUGCUUCCAGGCUUGCUUAGCCUGGAGAAGAAAAGGUUCCUGGGAGACUUUUUUUUUUUUUUUUUUUUAAACUUUCCAUACCAGAAGGAGGCCUACAGGAAAGCUGGAGAGGGGCUCUUUGUCAGGGAGUAUAGUGAUACGAUUAGAACGGCUUUAAACUAAGAAGGGGUAGGAAAGAGACAUCUGUGUCAUUUGCACAAUGCUUCAUAUCAUUAUGAACAAGGUUUGGUUUUCUUUCAUUUCUUCCCCAUAUUCCUUCUCUCCAGCUUUCUCAUUAAGUUUCCUUCUCAAGGCUACAGCAUCCCCCCAGAGAGUUGAGAAAACCAGAAUCACAGGAUGGUCUGGGUUGAAAAGGACCACAAUGAUCACCUAGCUUCAACUCCUCGCUGUGUGCAGGGUCGCCAACCAGCAGACCAGGCUGCCCAGAACCACAUCCAGCCUGGCCUUGAAUGCCUCCAGGGAUGGGGCAUCCACAACCUCCUUGGGCAGCCCGUUCCAUUGUCUCAUUACUGCCUUCCUUCAGCAGAUGCAGCCAGGACAGAGGGUUGCCAGACCUAGUGAGCUAUGUUGCCACUGCUCUUCUAACAGAUUGAUCCCAUUCUGAGUCAGCCUGGCAUUUAACUUCUAGCGCUGCCCUACAAGAAAGAUGAGUUAGCUAGGAGAAAGCUACAGCUAUGAAGACAUAGGGCCUGGACCUAAGGGCACAGAGCUUUAUAUUUUUAGAGGAGUAAACAGGAAGCUAAUGUUUAGUACUGCUGGGAAUGCAAUGCCCAUGGCAGGGUGAGCUACUGUCACAUGCAUGACUUCUACACAUUUCUCUAAAGACAGAAAAAAAACCCUCACUGCUAGAAGACUAUACGAGAUGACUUUUUUUAUUAUGCACAAUUUGCAUCAUUCACAGCCUACUGGUCUGUAGUCAUAGAAUGUAGUUGAUACAUGCAGAACCAAAGUUAAAUGACUUCACGUCGACAGUGAAAAUAAAUCACAUUCAAAUGUUAAAAAAAAAAAAACCCACACUAUCCAUUGCAUCCCAGCA